Molecule: messenger RNA, 1458 nt
Organism: Paramuricea clavata
Lineage: Eukaryota; Metazoa; Cnidaria; Anthozoa; Malacalcyonacea; Plexauridae
Source: the annotation of a GenBank genome assembly
AUGGGGGAUUUAUUACGGAGAGUGAGAGGAAGACGGGGUGGUGUUAAAACGAGAGCAGAGGAAGCAAGAAGAAGGUAUAAUAUUCAAGUAUGUGUUAAUAUGCAGCAACCGUAUGCAAAUCAAAGAAUAAGGCGAGGAGUGAAUUUUUCAAACUUAAUCAAUCUAAGCAAUGCUAAAUCAAGCGGAACGUCGUCCCACGAUAAACAUUAUUUUGUCCCUACUAUUAUGCUCUCGAACACUAUGUCUCUGGCUCCGAAGGUAGUUGAGGUUCAACUUUUUUUUCAACGAUAUAAUGUAGAUGUCGGAUUUAUUACCGAAACUUGGCUAAAAGACAGAAUUAAUGACAGUGUUAUUAAUAUUUCCGGCUAUAACAUAUUUCGGAAAGACCGUAUUGUUCGAGAACACGGCGGAGUUUGUAUUUAUGCCCGAGAACAGAUAAAAUAUGAAAUCCUUGAAAAUUUACAAUGCUGUAACGAUCAUGAAAUUUUGUGGAUUAAGCUCAACCCUACGCGUCUCCCCCGAGGGUUUACCUGCCUUAUCAUCGCUGUCAUUUACCAUCCACCUGGUUCAGACUGCCAUUCAAUUAUUAAUCAUCUAUUCCAAAAUUUAACACUGGCCGAAUCCUUAUAUCCUAAUUGCAGUAUUGUUAUAGCAGGAGACUUCAAUCGUCUGAAUGUCGCUAACAUCAAACGUCAUUUCAAACUCAAACAACUGGUUAAGCUGCCUACAAGGGGCCAAGUGACACUUGAUAAAAUUCUAACGAAUAUGGCCGAGUUCUUUUCACCAGCCGAGAUAUACCCACCCUUCGGCCUGUCAGACCAUAACACAGUUCUCGUGAGACCAAAGGAAAGAGAAAUAGGCCAGUCUUCAAGAAAAUUCGUUACAGUUAGAGAUACGAGAGCAAGCAACAAGGCCGCACUUGGGCGAUAUUUAAGUAGCAUAGACUGGGCGUCAACUAUUAAUAGUAAAGACAACUGUACUGGAAAGUUAGAUACGUUAACUGACCUAAUAAAAAUUGGUCUGAAUCAUAUCAUGCCAGAGAAAGUGAUCAAAGUCCACACCAAUGAUGCCCCAUGGAUGUCCACUAAGCUAAAAGAUCUAAUACGUAUGAGACAAGUAGCCUUCUACUCUAACAAGAAUGGCAUUCAAUUCAAGUUUUACCGCAACGCCGUCAACAGAGAAAGGAAAUUGUGCAAAGCUAAAUAUUAUGCCUCAAAAGUCCAAGAUUUGAAAGGGGCCAAUCCCCGUCAGUGGUGGAAAGAAGUUAAAAAAAUAAGUGGAUCCGUAAAUAGCAUCAAAUUGAUGAGCAGUCUUAAUGUCCCUGGAUAUGAUAAUUUGUCCCACAAGGAAAUAGCCGAUGCUAUUAAUGCCUCCCUUCUAGAACCUCUGCAGGAGUACAACCCCCUCGAUCCUAGUACUGUCAACUUGCCAGGGGAAGAAUUAGAUGUGAUACCAGAG